Molecule: messenger RNA, 7592 nt
Organism: Biomphalaria glabrata
Lineage: Eukaryota; Metazoa; Mollusca; Gastropoda; Planorbidae
Product: serine/threonine-protein kinase tousled-like 2
Exons: 21
Coding region: 396-2678 (760 amino acids)
Biological process (GO): intracellular signal transduction; peptidyl-serine phosphorylation; chromosome segregation
Cellular component (GO): nucleus
Molecular function (GO): ATP binding; protein serine/threonine kinase activity
Source: RefSeq, a predicted model, not a curated record
AGGGGUAUCCCCAACCGGAAACGACCGAUCUAGGCCGAUUGCUAUGUUCCUUAAUUUUAUGUUUUAGUGGCUAAUAUCAUUCACUUAUUUUUUAUUCAUUUUAUUUGUUAGUAUUUUAUCUUUUUAAAUGUACGGAAAUGUAUAUUAAAAUUUACCUGUGUGAGCGACAUCUCGAUUAAAGCUCGUGGUGACAAUCAGUGACGUCAUAGUGUGAGCAUCAACAAAAGUUGAUACUACAUUCUACAAGGACACCCUGGUCUCUUUAUUGGAUUGAUACUAAUUAUUCACUGCUGCAGCAGUUUUUUAAGGCAAUGGAGCACAUUAACUAAUGAAUGUUAGACAUUUCUGUAUGUCCAGUAGGGGCAUUUGCCCCCUGAAGAGUUGAUAAAACUGUAAUGUCUUGUGGCAGUGGAGGACCGCCAUCUUGGACAGCAGCAGGUUCUCACAGCAGUAACCAUUCACAAGUGCGCCACUCGAGUAGGGAAGGGGUUAUGGAAAACAUCCAUGUAGAUCCCCGCAAACAAGAAUUAUUAGAAGCCAGAUUCUUAGGAGGCAGGUUUCAGCCUCUGGUAAUGCCACAGCCUCCACAAGAACAUCAACAAGACAGCAGUAAUUUAAGCAGUGGUGGUUCCAUUGAUAAAGAAGAUGGAGAGGGAUUGAUGCAAACUCCUGAUAAAGGUAAACAAAAUGACAGAAAAAGAAAACGGAAAUCAGGUGUUGAGAACCCUUCAGCUACUAAAAGAGCUGAAACAAAUGGAAAAAAGAUAAAUGAAUAUUUUAAGCAGAAUCAGUCACCAAGUCGUACUGGGCAACCUAUUAAUGCUGCAGGAGCUAAGUCACCAUCUCCUCAAGCAUUUGGCAAUAUUAUUCCGCAUUCACCCAACAACUCUUCCAAUUCAAUAGCUGACAUUAUGAACACAUCAUGUCGACCUCUUGUACAAAAUAUUUGUUCCAAUGCUUCUGCAAAAAGUGUACAAACUGACUUUUCUAUGGCUCACCUUCAAGCAAUGGAGAGUCAGUCAAUGUCAGACUUGGAACAGAAGGAUACUAGAAUAGAUGAGUUGAUACGACAAAAUGAUGAAUUAAAGCGUCAGUGUACAGCACAAAAUAAAUUGCUAGAAAAGCAUAAAGAAAAUUUGCAGAAAUGCUUAGAAGUGAACAAAUCUUUGCUAAUUGAAAAGAGUACGUUGGAAAAGAAAACCACACGUCAAAAAUGUAUGGAAAACAGACUACGGCUUGGGCAAUUUGUUACACAGCGACAAGGAGCUCAGUUUGUAGAAAAUUGGGUUGAUGGUUGGGCAUUUCAAGAUCUUAUGAAACAACAAGAAAGAAUAACAGCAGAUAAAGAUGAUAUAGAUAAACAAAGAAGAUUGUUGAUGAAAAGAAAGCCACCUACAGCUAUUGGCAAAAAUGCAAAGCAUGACAAUUUUCUCAAGCCUGGAGAAAAGUAUUUGACGUUGGCUGAGUUUUAUGAGCAAGAUGAAAUUUUAAAACUUCGGGCAGCUGCUUUAAAAAAAGAAGAUGCUGAUCUUCAAUUAGAAAUGGAAAAGUUGGAGAGGGAAAGAAACUUACAUAUACGAGAACUAAAAAGAAUUCAUAACGAGGACAACUCUAGAUUUAAAGAUCAUCCAACACUAAAUGAUCGCUACCUUUUGUUGUGCUUGUUAGGUAAAGGGGGAUUUAGUGAAGUCCAUAAGGGUUUUGACUUAAAAGAGCAGCGAUACGUAGCAUGUAAAAUUCAUCAAUUGAAUCGAGAAUGGAAAGAAGAUAAAAAAGCAAACUAUAUCAAACACGCUUUAAGAGAAUACAACAUUCACAAAACAUUGGACCACCCUCGAAUUGUCAAACUUUUUGAUGUGUUCGAAAUAGAUAACAAUUCAUUUUGUACAGUUUUAGAAUAUCAGAAAGGAAAUGAUCUUGACUUUUACUUGAAACAAAACAAGAGCAUUCCAGAAAAGGAAGCGCGGUCGAUCAUUAGUCAGACGGUCAGCGCCCUUCGUUAUCUCAAUGAGAUUAAACCACCUGUGAUACAUUAUGAUCUUAAGCCUGGUAAUAUUUUGUUAGGCAGUGGAUCUGUAAGUGGAGAAAUAAAGAUUACAGAUUUUGGCCUCAGUAAAGUUAUGGAUGAAACAAAUUUUCAUCCUGAGGUUGGCAUGGACCUCACAUCGCAGGGAGCUGGAACUUAUUGGUACUUACCACCUGAAUGUUUUGUGGUUGGUAAGACUCCACCAAAGAUUUCUUCCAAAGUUGAUGUUUGGUCAGUGGGUGUCAUUUUUUAUCAAUGUUUAUAUGGUAAAAAGCCAUUUGGGCACAAUCUGUCUCAAGCGGCAAUAUUAGAAGAAAAUACAAUAUUAAAGGCUACAGAAGUUGAAUUUGCUUCUAAGCCGCCAGUUACUCAGGAGGCCAAGAAUUUCAUCAGGAGGUGUUUACAGUAUAAAAAAGAACAUAGACCAGAUGUAUUGCAAUUAGCUGCUGAUGAUUACCUUAAACCUGCACAGCUUAAAUCUAAAAAUAUGACUGAUGGAAGUAGUUACUCCAGCCAGAGUUCUCUUCCUGCUAAUACUAUAAGUGGUGGUUCUAACGUUGUGAUGUUGACAAAUAACCAGACCUCCACAACCACCAACUCCCACGGCGCCUCACAGAAUCCUUCUUUUAGUUUUGCGGACAAGUUCUCCUAGUCAUAGUGUUUGGAUUAUUUCUAUCAGGAAAUUCUCUAAAAAUUUAAGAGAUGUGCGGCGGCUGUUACUGCUUAUGACUUUUUUGUGGCACACUUAACCUUUGAGAGCAUAGAAGCAAAGCACACGUCAUUGUGACACUGUCUGUGACAGUAAAUGACAUUUUAUUCUAUUGGACCAUAUUCGUACUAGUUUAUUAUAACAUCUCAUAUGAAUAGCUAUGUCAUCAUUCAUAGUCACGUUUCGAUAAAAAGAUAUCUUUUUCCUUAUCUUUUAGAUUAGAAAUAGAGAAAUAAUGUCUAAUUUAGAUGUGAGGGCAUUUAAUUUUGUGUUGGAGUUUAAUAUCUAGAAAUAAAAGAGUUGAAAAGAAGGGAUACACCGAUAAACAGAUCUUAUCUGGUCAAUCAAGCUGUGUUGUGGAGUAGCACUGAACCUGAGCAAUGGUUGAAAUUGGACUACCAUAUAUUGGUAUUACAGUGACUCUAAAAUCCAAAUGUUUAGCUAUACCUAACAGGAUCAUUGUCAGCCCUUCCCACACCAUUUGUUUUGAAUUGUUGUGAUCACUUGGACAUCUCCAGUGAACUUUGUGUUAUGACUAUAUUUGUACUACAAUUUGAGAAAUCUAGUUGCCAGUUGCCAUAUUGGUACUGCUUAAGGUUUUCAGAUACUGGUAUAGCAUUGCAUCAUUUGUCAUGAACUAAACUCUUUCCUUAUGUAUGAUCUGGGUUUUUAUUUCCUUUACAGUUCAGCAUUUGAUUUUCUGAUUUCCAUUGCAAAAAGAAAAAAAAAACUGCUAGUAAAUUGGUGCUUUAGUUUUAAUGCAACUAAAGGUUUAAACUAAAAUAUUUUGAAAUGCACUUUUAAUAAAGAAUAUUGAGCUCUUUCAAUUGAAAAAAAGACCCUAGGUUAUUUAUUGUUUUUAUUUUUCUACUGUACAUUUAGGCGAUAGAGUGUUUGUAAUGUGCUAAAACCAUGAACAAAUUCAGUGACCUGUUUUUGGACUUUGCUGUAAAGUUGUUUUAUUGCUUUAAAGUAUGUUCUAAAUUUUAACUUUUUUUUUCAUAACUUUCUACAUGUCAAGACAAUAACAUGUAGCCAACACUUUUAUUAAAGCAAUCAUUGAGGAACUGAAUUCAAUGGCCUGGAAAAUUGUUCUUGAUGUUACUUAUAGCUAAGAGAAAUAAGCAAAGUAAUUCUAUAUUGUAAACUUAAGGAAAAUUCCUUUUUUUUUUUUUUUUAAAUAUCCUUUUCUUGAAAAAAUUGUGUUUAUGUUUAUUGUAUUUGAUUUGAUAAAUUUAAUUAAUUAAUAUUAGAUUAGAUUAUUAUUUCUAAUUCAAUAAUUUUUUUUUUCUUCUCUUGAAACUAAAAUUUGUCUUACUUUAAAUGGCAACUUCAGACAAGAUGCACAUUCCUUAUGUGACGCUUGAGACAUUCAUUGGAUUAUUCAUGUAAUCCAGCUGUAAAGAAUGGGACAAUGCUUUCACAUUAUUGUAUAACAAAAAUGAUUAUUGCCAUGGAUAAAUAUAUUUAGGGAAUCCCUGCAUUUUUGUGUGACUUUUUAAAAAGUUUUUUUUUUUUUUUUACAAUUGAAUGUGUCACUUAAAUCAAACGUCUACUGUGAGAAGUAAUUUUGUUACAUGAGCGCAAUCAUCUUGUUUUUUUUUUCCCCUACUACUAGCAGUAUUUUGUUUGAUUGUUUCUGUUAUUAUCUUUGUCAACUAAGUACAAAGUACUUUCUCUCUGGAUGCACAGUCCAGUGUUACAUUUCUUUUUUUAUGCCAAAUACUUUUAAGUUGAACAGAUGACAAAUGUCAUGGCUGGAGCAAUAGUUCAUUUGUACAGACUUGUGUGUUUGUGUUGGAUGAAUUGAGUGUGUUUAUGUGUAGCAUGUGAUGUGUUGAUGAUGUGUACCAAUUGUCACAUUUCUGCCUGAUCAAACUGGUUAAGGCUAUUAUUUGAAGAAAAUGGGUUAUCUGCAUUAGUAAAUCUUGUACUACUAAAACACUAGAAAAUAUUUAGCCACUAUUUGUCUUGGUAUCACUAGAAAAGGUGAAAUAAUUGAAAGAGGAAUAGUACAACAUGGUGUUAAAUACACCAUUACUUUUAAAAAUACAUAUGCUCUCAAUUUGUAUCUAUUUCUAAGUAAGCUCAAAGUUUGUGCUAAUUAAUAAAUAAAUCUCAAUGCUAUCCACAAUACAACCAUAUGCUCCAUGCUAUACUUGAGGUCUGCCCAAUUAUUAGUGUUUAUCCACGGUCAAUCCAUAUCACAAAAAUUUAAUUUUGCUUAUUUUGCUGAAAUUCAUACUUUGUUUCUGUAAAGUUGUUUGAUUUUUAGAAUUUCAAAAGUGAUAACUUAGGAAGAAAAGGACCCUGAAAAAAUAUUGGAAUGCUUUAGUUUCAUUUUUUUUUUUAAUAAUGAUAAGCAAAAUUGUGUACAAAUUAUUUUUUUUAAAUAUUCAUUUGUUUAAAAGCAUACUUUGCAAACAUUGAUUAUAAUUAUUUACAUCUAUUUUUUUUUUUUUUUGUCUAAAGCUGAUUAUGAAUAUUGUAAUGUUUUACAGGUUUGUACAGGACUGUGUCGAACCAGAAACAAAAUACUUGGCUGCCUGUUCAGUUAAACAUUCAUAAGGAAACUUACAGUGCAUACUCUAUAACACUAUUCGAUGCAUAGAUAGUGAUGAUGGGAAAGGAUAACUUAGUUUGGGAAGGGGAAAAUGUUCAAGAACAUUUAAUAUACAAAACCAAAUCAAUAGAACUUUAAUAAUGCUUUCAACAUCUCUUUUCAAGAAUUCUUGGUACAAGGCUUCUAUCUGAAUGGGCAUGAUUACCUGUUGGUAGAACAUGCAGUCGGGGUUCACAAACAAAAUUCUAAAUUUAAAAAAAAAAAGCCACAAUGUUGUUGUACCUUCUAUAUAAUUUUGCAGAGUUUUGAUUUUUUAAAAUUAGGGAUGUUAGUAAUUUUGUAUGUUAGAAGCACUUGAGAGUAGAAAUGGAAGCGCAAAUAUGGCUGUAAUUUCUUAAGUCAAGUAUCCAUUAUAUUUAUUUAUAGGUUAGGUUAUUCCAUUAAAUUAAAGUGAAUAUUUUUCCUUUGUCAUAUCCAGGUGCUCAUCUUGUGUUCAUUAUUGUGUUUAUUUAUUGAUGUCACUAUAUCAAAGAAUGGAUUACUUUGACAUUUGGCUCAGAAAGGUUGUCUAUAUUUUGUUAACACAUAACUAUAAUGAUCUUUUUGUCCAGCUUUUAUUUUUCAUCUAUCAACUUAGUGCAGGUUCUGGAAAGAUUUUUGUGGCAAUAAUUUCUUUUUAAUUGUUAAUUAUCAUCAAUUUACUAUCAAAACAUAUUUGCAUGUGUUUUGCUAACACACCAUCAACACAGAAGUAAAAUUCAUCUCAUUUUAAUUUAGAAAAAAAAAAGUUCCCCAUUGUUAUCUUGUUACAGUAAGUUAUUUUAUAAUCUUCAAAUACAUCCGGGUCAUAUCAAGUCUCAGAGCCUUUAGUUUUUGUUUUUUUUUGUUCUGUAUGGACCUAUGCUGUUUCUCUUGCAUGCAUUAUACUAACUAAAUCAUUAUAUAAAACAAAGCUUACAUAGUCACAUGAUCAUCCCGUAACUCCAAGUGUUUGUGUACCCUAUACUUCAGUGUUACAGGGUAUGGUUCAAGCUGUAUUGUUUCACUUUGGACUUGACUAUCUUUUACAUUUGAAACAUAGAUAGCUUACAAGUGAUUUGUUUCCUUAUUUCAACGCCUCAUGACAGCAUUUCAAAAGUUGGAUCCAGUACCAUGUAAUAUAAUUGAACUGUGAAUAUGUACAUUUUUUUUUAUUUUGAACGGUUUUUUUUUUGUGAAACAUUUCUCCAUCAUUGUAUCAUCACAAAAUUGUAUUGCAGAUAGAAAGUGAGGCUUUUUUGUUUUCUUGUCACAUUUAUCUCUAACACUAGUGUCCAUUUACAUUAGUUUGUGUUUGUCAUUUUUAUUAUUUUAUUUCUUUGUUUAUGUGUGCAUCCUUGCACAUAGUGUUUCAAUCAUAUGCAUAUGACUGAUCAGUAUCAUUUAAGUGUUGGUGGGCGGUCCUUCCAAGUGCGUAAAGAAAUAAAAUUCCAAUGUGUAAUUGACGCAAGUUUCUAAGGACUCAUGUCUUUCAUCCUAGGCUUAUUUAGAGGUGACAAAGUUGGACUACCUUGUUAUUUACUUUCUGGUCUUAAUUGAUUACACCUAAUUGUUUGACAAGACCAUCAAUAAGUGAAGUGAACCAAUCAUCUGGAUGGCUUGUGAUACUACUACUACUAUACACAUUGCAUCAGUAUUUAGAAUUGUCUCCCCUCUCCUUGUGUAUAAAUGUCUGAAUUUAUUAUGCAUGAUUCAAUUUCAAUUUCUAAUAUGAUGGUCAGCUUACAGAUGGUCAUUUAGUAGGUUUUUUUUUGUUUUUUUUUCGACAACUAGUGAACUCUUCAUAGCGAACUGUAUGUACCAGAUAAAAUCAGUGAAUUUUAAGCUGGUAGACACUAGAUUUCAGCUACUGGUACUUAAGAUGUUUUUCCUCUAUAUUUUCAAUUUAUGUUUCAGGAAGAGAUACUUGUACAGAAAUAGUCAGUUGACAACAUUGAACAUUAUUUUUGUUCAAUACUUUUUAAAAAGUAAAUGUUGACAGAUCUUUGAUUACAUUUUUGCACAUUUGUGUUAGAGAAUGAAUUGCUGUGAAAAAAGUUUUCAUUGCAGUGAGUGACAUGAUGCCCAUCAGUGUUUGUGUAGACAUUUCAUUAGCCCUUGUUCAGAAAUUCAAGAUAAUUUUGAAAUGAGAUGAAUGUGUGUAUACAAGUGAGUGGAUCUAGUGAGUGUGUGCAAAUGUCAUUUUGUCAUGUGCUAUUGACGAUAUUAUGCAUUUCUGUAUAGUCCAAUAAAUGAAUUGUUUUGUUAAUGAAUAA